Macrobrachium nipponense is the source of this 3865-nucleotide messenger RNA. RefSeq names its product high affinity copper uptake protein 1-like (gene Ctr1A). Gene Ontology annotation, biological process: copper ion transmembrane transport. NCBI's taxonomy places the organism in Eukaryota, Metazoa, Arthropoda, Malacostraca, Decapoda, Palaemonidae. The coding region runs from base 211 to 882 and encodes 223 amino acids. The record is from RefSeq and is a predicted model, not a curated record. Gene Ontology annotation, cellular component: plasma membrane. Gene Ontology annotation, molecular function: copper ion transmembrane transporter activity. The transcript has 6 exons.
CGUCACGAUUGUGGGCGGAGCCGUUUUUCAUUGUUCAUGCCUUGCGUACGUGCGGACUGUCAAAAGGACUCGCAGGUCCUGUUUCUCGUCAGUCUUGCCUAGUCUGUUGUGAAGGUUGAACGUCGCUACUACAGCCUCAUAGACGUCCCACUCGGGCUUAUAACGUGCAUUAGCUGUAACAACUGUUAAGGUUUCAACCUCAUCAAAGAAAUGGAUCACUCAGGCCACGGUGUAAUGGACCACUCAGGUCAUGGUGGAAUGGACCACUCAGGUCAUGGUGGAAUGGACCACUCAAAUCAUGGAACAAUGGACCCCAUGGACCAUUCAGAUCACGGUGAUAUGGACAUGCCCAUGCCCAAAAUGGGUGGCAUGCAUGGCAUGCACCACAUGGGAUGCUCAGGAAAUGAUUCCAUGGGAGGCAUGAGUAUGUCCUUCCACUUUGGCUACGAUGAGGUAAUUUUAUUUGAUUGGUGGUCAAUAAGCGACGUAGGUGGUCUUAUUGGGUCCAUGAUUGGUAUAUUCGCCCUUGCAACACUAUAUGAAGGAUUGAAAUAUUGGAGGGAGGAUUUGAUGCGAAAAGCUAUUGCAAAACAGCAGUAUGUUGGGAAUGCAUCAAAAGGAACUUGUGGAGAAGAAAACAAACAAAUACAGUAUAUGGAGCAGAUUCUCAUGCCCCCUAGGGUCAGCAUGCUAAGCUUUCCUCACGCCAUGCAAACACUGCUCCACAUGCUUCAGAUGAUUGUCAGUUACUUCCUAAUGUUAAUCUUCAUGACCUACAAUGUAUGGUUAUGCAUAGCAGUUGUUCUUGGCGCUGGACUUGGCUACUUCCUCUUUGGGUGGCGAAAAGCUACAGUGGUUGAUAUAACUGAACAUUGUCAUUAGUGUUUUGAAAAUCAAGAUUUUUAGAAACGAAUUUUAUCUUUAUAAGUGAAGUGAAGUGAUAUUCAUCAGUUUUCAUACGAGUAUGUGCUGUAGUGACAGCUUUGCUGUGAGAUGUUAAAUUUAUCUUAAAUUUUCAACAUUUCUUCAUAUAUAUUUCAGCACUGUUAACUUUGAUUAGUACGGUUUGACAAAACAUUCAGUUUUGACAACAGUUGAGACAAAAUCACCAGUAACUUUUUAGUUCUGGUCUUUUAUAACUUUGUAAUUUAUACAGUAAUUAGAAAUUGGCUAUUUACCAUGUUGUUUGAUUAAAUUUUACUGUUUUUGAAUUUGUGUUUCAAACCUUAAUGUGAAUUGUUAAUUACCACAUAAAAUUGUAAUUAAAUAUUUUAUAAAUACACACAUUAAAAGUGGUUAGGUUUAUUUUGAUAGAACCGAUGAAUUAAGAGCAGAAUAAUUGGGAAAGUUCACUGUGAUAUAGUAUAGACAUCCAUUUUCCCUUACUGAACAAUAUACUGCACAAUGUUUUGAAUACAAAAUGAGAAAAAAAAGCUAUGUAUAUACAUGACUACCUUAAAAUCAGGAAAAGGUUGUGUGCUCUAUCUUCAGUAUACAAAUCUAGUAAGGUUUGCAAAAACAUCUGAUACAGUUCUCUCCUGAAAUUAAGUAUUAAGUAAAAUAUACUUCCUCAGUUAUGUUGUUUUAUAUACUAUUUCUAAAUAGUUGUUUUGUAAAUCUGGACAGACAACAUAUCAUUUGUCUUUCUAAAUAUUUCAUUAGAAUAUCAUUGUUUAUGAUCUUAAAUAGUUUAUGAAUUGUGCAUUAGAAAGACAUUUAUGAUGCAUACUUGCUCAGUUUUUUAUCUUGGUCAUCUAGUUACCUUGAUUAAUGUUAUAUUGAGUUUCUUUUCAUGGACUGUACUUAUGGAAGAGUUAUUUUUAAUGUAAGGCAAUACUAUAUUGCUUUUGUGAAGAGUUCAAGAAUGUUAUGAGCCAAAAUACUGAGUAUGAUAGUACAGUAGAUUAAAAGAGGUCAGGUAGGAUUGUAAAUAAUUUGAUUCCAUGUAUUGCACAGAGUUGGAUAUCAUUUGUGUUCUUAGGGAAGAAGCUUAGGUAAUCUGAAGCCUGAAGAUAUUUUUAGAUUAACAAAGAGAUUUUUUGUUAAGGUUAUGAAAAAUAAUCACUGCAGAAUUUGGAAAAUGAGAGACCCAGUUUCAUUGAGUCAAAUUUUCUCCUGUAUUUGUAGGUUUUUGCUGUGUAGAUUUGCAAACUUCAGUUUCAAGUGAAGAAUACACAUGGCUAGUUUUUUUAUGUACUUAGCUUGGUUAUGUAUACCAUUAUAAAAGGUACUUGGUACAGUAUCAGUCAUAACAAUUUGGCGAAAUUGGUUUGGUGGAUAGAAUGAAAACACAUGGUAUGUAUGAGUGAAUUAGUAUAUUCCAUUCAAGAAUUUUAUUGAUCAGUUUGUAACUACAGGAUGGGUUUGUUUAUUCUGGAAAGUACUCUCAUUUGUAUUGAAUUCUUAAAAAGAUAGUUGUUAUUCAUGCAUAUGAGCCAUGUUCUGUACAUCUGUAGAUUUUGAAUACGCACAUAAAACUGAAAUGCUGCAUUGCACUGUUUAAUCAUUAGCAUAAUUGUAUUAUUAUAUUUACACAUCAUCUAUUUUUGCUCUUAAGAUAUCUAUGGGAAAGUUAAUGCCAUACUUUAAAGAUAUGCUGGGUUUUCAGGUUAGAGUACAUAUUAUUUUGUGUUGACGUUGUAGUUAAGAAUUUCAAGAAAUUAUAUAGAAUUUUAAAUUUUUUACCCUUAUUAUUUCCUUUCUUAUGAAAGAAUAGAAAUCAAAUAAUAGUAAGUUAUACAGAAAGCAACCCAGAACAUUUUUAUAACUAUAUUUAGCUUUGGUAGGUAAACUUUUCAAUUAAUUCUGAUGAUUUUACAUGUUUUGCAAGGGAUUUACAUACACAGCAUAUCUGUGAUUUCAGUGUAUAUACAUUUUAUAAUAUAUAUAUAUACUGUAUAAUUGUGUCUAUUCGUGUAUAUAUUCAAUAAAUUUGUUACCUAACAAAUGAAUGAGACACCACGCAUCACAACAAAACAGAUAGGAAGUAUUGAAUAAACAACCAGUACAACAAAAGGUUCAAAUGUGUUCUUUCUAUCGUUGAUUCUUUUUGAGAUGAUGCCCAAGAUGCUGUGCUAUUCUUAGAUCGUUGUCAUCUUGUAGAAAACAAUGAGGGCAUUGAUGUACAUUGGUGCCUUUUCACUGGUGCAAGUUCUGGGGGUAUUAUAAGAUGAGAGUAGUAGUUCAAAAGGUUGUACUGUAUCAGAAGGGUUACUGAGUGGAGGAUUCUUAUCAGUUUCCUUUUGCUAUUUUAUUAAUCCCAUGUCUUGAAAGUAUUUUCCAUGGGAUAUUUUUAUAAAUGUAUAUUUUCUUGUUCAUCUUACUUUGAGUAUUUCCAUUUUAUAUGGCGUAGUUGGGACCAAGGUUGGUUCUUUAUUGUUUUGAAAGAAUGUUUGAUGUUAAAGCUUCAUUUUUUUUUUUUUUUACCAAAGAUUUGUUAUGCCUUCCACUUACAAGGGGAGUUAUUGAUCAACAAAUCCUCUGUUUAAGUUUGUGGGUUGCACAUACUGUAAGUAAUUUGCACUAAAUUUUUACCUCUGUGGAAGAUUUUUUUAUGUUUUGAUACCUUCCAGACAUACAAAUUAUGUGUAUUUAAUGAAUGAAUAAACCAACAUUAAAAAAAUAUAAAUUGCUUUCAUUGUGUGGCUUAACCAUAGUAGUGGCUGAGAUUGAAUAAGUUACAAUUCUUAUUAAAUAAAUAAUUUAUAUUUAGUGCCUUUAAAAGACUUUAUGUUUAUGGACCUGCAUUUUUUAUUAUUAUAUAUUCAUCUAUUAUUUUAAUGAAAUCAUGUUGUAAAAUAGAAUUUAUCUAAAGUUGUAGUUUUAUGUAAUAAAGACUGUUAAAUAAAUUGCAUAUCAUAAUGAA